AUGCAAAGGUCUGUGGUGUUCCCCCUCACAGAUUUGCUUCCUGGCCACCAGGUCGCAUAUCUCAGCGUCAAGAGCAGCGCCGAGAAGAUUACUGACAUCCAGGCUGAGUUUGCCAAGAUGAGCAGUAUGCUGGCAUCUUUGGACUAUGCGGUGGACGAGCUGGGGGAGCAAUGCCGCGACUUCACUUUAGCUGUCCAUGGAGUGGAAACCUUGUGCAUGGCUCCGAACUAUGAGAGCUCAGUCUCUAGAUCGCUGGGAAAUCUGAGCAACACCAUCGGCAACAUGACCAACAUCACUGCAUUCGAAGACUCUGCCGCAUGA
This is a messenger RNA of Symbiodinium natans, 321 nucleotides long. The record is from the annotation of a GenBank genome assembly. Lineage: Eukaryota; Dinophyceae; Suessiales; Symbiodiniaceae.